AUGAAGGUUUGUUUUACACUGCAUUUUUUUUUUUUUUUUUCAGAGCUCAUUUUAAUGGACCAUUUACAAGCGUUAAUUGAUCCAAGCAAACAAUUCGCGAAAGAUUCAAUUCGAUUGGUGAAAAGGUGCACAAAACCAGAUCGAAAAGAAUAUCAAAAAAUUGCGGUAGCAACAGCAGUUGGUUUUGCCAUAAUGGGUUUUAUCGGUUUCUUCGUCAAGCUUAUCCACAUUCCAAUUAAUAAUAUCAUCGUUGGCGGAUAA
Brugia malayi is the source of this 261-nucleotide messenger RNA. RefSeq names its product Protein transport protein SEC61 gamma subunit, putative (gene Bma-emo-1.1). Bases 1 to 261 code for a protein of 86 amino acids. The transcript has 2 exons. Gene Ontology annotation, cellular component: membrane; Ssh1 translocon complex. The record is from RefSeq and is a predicted model, not a curated record. Gene Ontology annotation, biological process: protein targeting; post-translational protein targeting to membrane, translocation. NCBI's taxonomy places the organism in Eukaryota, Metazoa, Nematoda, Chromadorea, Rhabditida, Onchocercidae. Gene Ontology annotation, molecular function: transmembrane protein transporter activity.